AAACCAAGCUUUGAUCUGGGUUUUUUUUGCUUUUGCAGCAAUGGAGAAUCAACAACACCCAAACCCUGUUCUGUUCUUGUUUUGUUCAUAACCCUGUCUUCUCACUCUGUUUCGUCUCUCGAUUUCGUCUUCAAUGGCUUCAAUUCUACUAAUCUUUUACUCUACGGUAUUGCUCGAAUAGAUUCCGGAAUUCUUACACUCACCAACGAAACAUCUUUUGCUGUCGGUCGAGCUCUUUACAGAUCGAAAAUCCCAACAAAGACCCCGAAAUCUUCUCAUGUUCUUCCUUUCUCCACUUCCUUCAUCUUCUCCAUGGCUCCUUCGAGGAACAAAGAUACACUUCCAGGACACGGCAUCGUUUUCAUCUUCACACCCAGUACUGGCAUCAAUGGAACCAGCUCAUCGCAACAUCUAGGCCUUUUCAAUCUUACAAACAACGGCGACCCGACCAAUCAUGUCUUCGGUGUCGAAUUCGAUGUCUUUGCUAACCAAGAAUUCGAUGACAUAGACGAUAACCAUGUUGGGAUCGACAUUAACUCCCUCAAGUCAACAAGCCCCUACACCGCUGGUUACUGGCCCGACAAGGUAAACAGUGAUUUCGAGAAACUGAAGCUUAAUAAUGGUAAGAAUUACCAAGUUUGGAUUGACUAUGCAGAUUCUGUUGUUAAUGUUACUAUGGCACCUGUUGGGGUAAAAAGGCCUAAGCGGCCAUUGUUGAAUGUUUCUUUGGAUUUGUCUGAUGUUUUUGAGGAUGAAAUGUAUGUUGGAUUCACAGCAUCAACUGGGAGGUUGGUCGAAAGUCAUAGAAUUUUGUCUUGGAGUUUCAGUAAUUCGAAUUUCGGAUUGAGUGAAAGAUUGGUCACCACCGGUUUACCGUCGUUUACUAUCCCGAAAACUCCUAUUCAUAAGCGUAGACCGUUUAUCGCAGGCGUAACGGUAGCGAGUUUGAUCGUCGGUGUUUCAGUUGCUUUGCUUUCGCUGUUUUUGAUUAGGAGGGAAAGGAGGAAAGCACAGGAAAGAGCUGAAAUGGAAGAUUGGGAAUUCGAGUAUUGGCCUCAUAAAAUGAGUUAUCAAGAAAUCGAUGCGGCAACCAAGGGAUUUUCGGACGAAAACGUGAUCGGAUUCGGCGGGAAUGGAAAGGUUUACAAGGGAGUUUUACCAGGCGGAACCAAGGUUGCGGUGAAGCGCAUUUCGCAUGAAAAUGACGGAAUGGGAGAGUUCUUGGCUGAGAUUUCGAGCCUCGGCCGGUUAAAACACCGGAGCAUCGUCGGUUUGAAAGGUUGGUGCAAGAAAGAGAAAGGGACAUUCAUGUUGAUAUAUGAUUACAUGGAAAACGGAAGCUUGGAUAAGAGGGUUUAUCAUGACUGUGAUGAAACAAAGAUUUUGAAUUGCGAGGAAAGAAUCAGAAUCUUGAAAGAUGUAGCCUCGGCUUUAUUGUAUUUACACGAGGGAUGGGAAUCCAAGGUCCUGCAUAGGGAUAUCAAGGCCAGCAACGUAUUGCUCGAUAAGGAUAUGAACGGAAGGUUAGGCGAUUUCGGGUUAGCUCGAAUGCAUGGCCACAGUCAAGUGGCUACCACCACUCGUGUGGUUGGAACCGUGGGUUACUUGGCUCCCGAGGUGGUUAGGAGCGGACGAGCUUCGACACAAACUGAUGUGUUCGGUUUUGGGGUCUUAAUUUUAGAGGUCAUGUGUGGGAGAAGGCCUAUAGAGGAUGGGAAGCCACCUUUGGUUGAUUGGGUAUGGCAGUUGAUGAUGCAAGGCGAACUACUUGCCACAGUCGACGCACGGAUAAAGGCUAACGAAGGAUUCAGCGAGGAGGAGGUAACGAAAGUGCUGCAUUUAGGGUUGCUUUGCUCGUAUCCGAAUCCAGAUUCCAGACCAACAAUGAGGCAGGUAGUCAUUGCCUUGGAAGGGAAUAACGAACCAUUCGAAAUGGAAACCGAAGAUAUGGAAGCAUAUUUGUUAUCAAAGGUGAAGUCUAGGGAUAUGUGGGCUAAUUACUCUCGAAGCUCCGGGAACGCGUCGCACCCGACACUCGACGAUAUCCGACAGUCACAUUCGUCUUCCAUGUCUCUGUCAUGGAACAGUGCCAUAGUGGAAGGUAGAUGAUGCAUGUUGAGGAAGGGUUGUAAGAUUAAAGAGCAUCAAUCGUUUGUAGUUUUUUUUUUAACUAUUAAACUUUUUUUUUUUCAUUCUUUCACGUUAGUGUUAUGAAAGAGCCUUUUUGGUU
Messenger RNA from Hibiscus syriacus, 2230 nucleotides. Its product is annotated as L-type lectin-domain containing receptor kinase VII.1-like. Gene Ontology annotation, molecular function: carbohydrate binding; ATP binding; protein kinase activity. Gene Ontology annotation, biological process: protein phosphorylation. The annotation marks the transcript as partial. The record is from RefSeq and is a predicted model, not a curated record. NCBI's taxonomy places the organism in Eukaryota, Viridiplantae, Streptophyta, Magnoliopsida, Malvales, Malvaceae. The transcript has a single exon. Gene Ontology annotation, cellular component: plasma membrane.